CAUCUCUUGCCAUCCGCUGGAGAAGAGUCAAUCGCGGCGGCCCCGUUCAAUGGUCUCACGACGGCUACCGUGAACACGACGACGCACCCGCGCGAGAUGGCGACCUCCUCGGCGUCUAUCUAUGGCUUGGUUGCUGGCGAGGCUAGUGGCGAUCUUGUUGCCCUCCCUCAGGCGGGUGAGUCUUGCGGCGGGCGCAAACACAGCGGGUGAGCUAAUGGCAGCCAAUGCAACCGGUUAAGGGCACACGUCCGGCAAUGGCGCCCCGUACUGUAGUGCCUAUAGUGGUCAGCGCCAAGCCCUAUCAGGUACGUAUCAAAUCCACCCCUCACGAGUCUUUGAAGAUUAGGAUUCCUGAUAAAGGGUGGUGUUUGGUGUUUUCGUGAACUGGGGGUUCCUGAAUUUAUUAUUAUUUUUUUGGGGGGAAGAACUGGUUUGUCAAACUAUGGUUUCAGGAAUUGAAUUUGGUCGUGAUUUGCUAAUCCCCUCAUUGUACUUGCUGUUAUUCUCUACGUUAGACAUGAGCCGAAUCUCAAUUAGGCUUACGGCCCGUUUAAUUUGUUGGAAUUGCAUUUUAAUAAUUAUAAUUUAGAUAAAAUUAAUUAAAUGCAUAUAUUUAUACAUAUAAUAUAUUUAUAUAUUAUCUUAAAUAAUAUGAGAGAGAUAAUUAUAUACUACAUAUAUGUUAUAGCGAAGCAAAUAAAAGAGUGUAUUAUAAGUUGUAAUCGAAAAAAUAUCAUGUAAACUUAUAAAAUCAAUUUCCGUCUUUCACCAUAUGAAUUUGAGAUAGUCUUAUAUGAUAACUUUAGAAAAAUGGUGCAUGCCACGUCUAAAAGAAAAUAGUCUAUUUCAUUAAUAAGAUUUUAAUUUCUAAAAAUGAAAGGAAACAAACGGGACCUUAAACUAAUUAACCCUAAGCAAUUGAGUCUUUAUAAUUUGUCACAGUUGGUGGGUCAGUUUGGGAAUUUGGCACAGUGGAAAUGCAGUGGAGGUCCACGGCCAGAGCCGGCCGGUGUUUAUUUUAAUAAGGGUGGUGUUUGGGGUUUUCGUGAACUGGGGGUUCCUGUUUUUUUUUUUGUGUGUGUGUGGGGAGAACUGGUUUGUCGAACUAGGGUUUCAGGAAUUGAAUUUGGUCGUGAUUUGCUAAUCCCCUCAUUGUACUUGCUGAUCUUCUCUACGUUAGACAUGAGCCGAACCUCAAUUAGGCUUAAACUAAUUAACCCGAAGCAAUUGAGUCUUUAUAAUUUGGCACAGUUAUUAGUGGGUCAGUUUGGGAAUUUGACACAGUGGAAAUGCAGUGGAGGUCCACGGCCAGAGCCGGCCGGUGUUUAUUUUAAUAUCUUGUCACGUGAACCCUGUCACCUUCUCUGCAGUAGGCCAUGUGCACACCAGUACCGCGGUGCCUGCUGCAUGCUCCUGCGCCCAACGCCAAAGGAAAAAAAAGGAAUACGGUCUACUACUAGAGUAGUAGUUCUCCAUUCAUCACUUUGCACUUUGCAGUCGAUCUCAGCCAGCCAUCCUCCUGCAGUCCUGCUAUCGUCACCCUGCAGGCUCUUUCUUGAUUCCGAGGUCAGCAACAACUUUUCCUGUCUCUCUUUUCCAAUCGCUUUCAGUGAAAAGGAUCUGGCAAUUCCAGGUAAACUUGAGUAAAGAGAAAUGCCGAGGUUAGUUCUAACUUCAUACUGAUUUGGUGCCAUUAAGCUAUGCGCGACAAAAGUGGGGAACGGUGAAAAGGGGAUUCAUAUUUUUGGUUGGAAUACAAAAUUACUGUAGUCUAUACUGUUUUUUUUGUUGCUCUCUGCGAGUUUUUCAGAACAGGAAAUUCAGAAAAAUCUGAUGCAGAGUUUUUCCAGGUCUGGAUAAAUCUUGGAUCUGGAGCCCAGACUCGCUCUCAUGAACUCAGACUACACCACCAACAAGGGCGCCAACGGGCGGCCGCAUGGCAAGAAGAAUCAAGCGUUGGCUCGGCCCAAGGCGACGCCGUCCAAGUGGGACGACGCGCAGAAAUGGCUUGUGGGCAUGUCGAACGGCCACGCGGACGGAACCCACGGUGCCAGAGUCAAGCCUAGGAGCUCUAACGCCGACGACAGGCGCCUCCUCGGCUCGGCCUCGCAGAACGGCCGCGUGUCCUGCAGCAGCGUGGAUGGCGCCUUGGAGUACAGCAUGGUGGUGGCCGCGCCCUCGACACCGCCGCAGGCCGCCGAGGGCGGCGGCGACAUGGAGGAAACCAAGAAGAUCGACUGCAUGGUGCAGCUGCAUGACUCGCCCCAAGCGGUGAUGCGGUCCGUGUGCCUGCGGGACAUGGGGACGGAAAUGACCCCCAUCGCCAGCAAGGAGCCGUCCAGGACACCCACGCCCCGGCGCGCCUGCACGCCCGUUGCGCUGAGCCCGAUGGCCUCAAGGUCGUCCACCCCGGUGAGAAGACGCCAGGAAGGGCCCGUGGGCGUGACCACGGCCAUUGUAGCAGGGACGCUGACCGAGCAGGUAGCGGCAGCAGACGAGGUCGCUUGCGUCGGGGACGAGCGCCCCGUGGCUGGUCAUGUGCCCAGCGUGAACUCUCUGGAGUCUCGCGCGGCAGCCUGGGAUGAGGCUGAACGGGCCAAGUUCAUGGCGAGGUAUAAACGUGAAGAGGUAAAGAUACAGGCCUGGGAGAACCAUGAGAAGAGAAAAGCCGAGACAAAGAUGAAGAAAAUGCAGAUGAAGGCUGAUCAGAUGAAAGCACGGGGCCAAGAGGAGCUGUCCAACCGGCUGGCCACCACGCGUCGGAUGGCUGAGGAGAAGCGGGCGAGCGCUGAGGCGAAGCUCAAUGAGCGUGCGGCCAGGACAUCGGAGAAGGCCAACUACAUCAGGAGGACUGGGCACCUGCCGUCCUCCUUCAAGAUUUCUUGCUUGUGCGGCUCGAGCUUUGAGUAACAGAAUAACAAUUAUUAGUCCAAAUAAUACAAUGAAGAUAGUCCAACUCAACUUCAAAUUCUUCCUCUUCAACAUGGUGCUUCUCAUUCUUCUACCUGAACGAUGACAAAUAUGUGGUCUCUAUUUUUCUCUUAUGAUGGAUUUAUUAAAUUUUGUGCAGUUGAGAAUAAACAAUA
Messenger RNA from Zea mays, 3086 nucleotides. Lineage: Eukaryota; Viridiplantae; Streptophyta; Magnoliopsida; Poales; Poaceae. The record is from RefSeq and is a predicted model, not a curated record.